This is a messenger RNA of Tuber aestivum (summer truffle), 1241 nucleotides long. The record is from the annotation of a GenBank genome assembly. Lineage: Eukaryota; Fungi; Ascomycota; Pezizomycetes; Pezizales; Tuberaceae.
AAACUUCCUUGGAUAACAAGACGCACUUUAACAGCCAACCUGAUUUUCCAUCCACCAUGGUCCUGGUCGAGUAUGGCAGCGAAAGCGAAAGUGACCAGGAAGAGGGCCAACCCGAACCACAGCCAAAAGCCGCUGCCGGCGCCGCGCCCUUGCAAGUCGGAAAGGUAAGUCUAGCAGCUUUCGCCAACAAUCUGAAAACCACAGAGAGAUGCUAAACUAACACGCGCCCAGGCGCGCCCAACUCCCGGUUCACCAUUGAAUCCCAAGCCGGAUGGGGUUUCAAAAAGUCUUGUUUCUUCUACCCUAAAAAGAAAGGCUAGCGUUCCUUCUACUCACGUCACCAGUCCCGCAGAUAUUACCUCUGUGCCGGCCGACCAGGUAGAACCUGAGCCGCUAAUCAGGGAACCUGAACCGAUAGAUGAGAUCGGACCUAUCCAGGGUCCCGCGCGACCGCCUCAAUCCUCAUCUCCUGGCCCACAGACCCUUAGGCACGAGCCACUAUCACCUUACUCCCUUAAUCGCGCGACAAUCCGGUCUUUAACCCUGCCGACAUCAAUACCAGAGAUACCACCUUCGCCGCCGGGCGAGGAACACCCCGACGUUAGCUCCAAAUUCAAGCGCUUCCGAGAACUCAAGAAGCAGGGGAUCCAUUUCAACGAGCAGCUCUCACGCUCAUCUACCCUGCAGAACCCGAAUCUAUUCGAGAAGCUCACGGAAUUUGUUGGGGUCGCUGGCGGUGACCAGUAUUCGAGCUGUCUCCCCAAAGAGCUCUGGGAUCCAUUUGGAUUCCCUGAAGAAGCUUUUGCAGACAAGCUUGCGAAAAGUCAGAUCGAAGCACUCGGGAAAAGGCAGGCGGAGGAAAGGAGUCGCAUCGACUUCGUGGGACCUACAGCCAUAUCGACCCCUCCAGCAACAUCACUCUCAAGGGAUAGGAAAACCGGGAGCGCUGGGGGACGAAGCGCAGCAGAAAGGGUUAUGGCAGGGCUGGAUCGGGGAAGGGAUGGGGAACGCGAUACCGGACCCAGGAGAAAGGAGUCUAGUGGGAGGUGGGAUGAGAGGCCAAAAGAGCGAAGGAGAGAGGGUGAGGAGAAAAAGAAACGGUUACGUUCGAGUUCAAGGGAGCGGCCCGUUGGCCGAGGCAGGCAACGGGAUUACGGUGGGGCGUAAUUGGCCAUGUAUAGCACCUAAGUCUAUUUUUAUUUUCAUGUUUGAUAAUUAGAGAUACCCAGCUAUCGCCUUUC